Messenger RNA from Phytophthora sojae, 504 nucleotides. RefSeq lists its product as hypothetical. The transcript has 2 exons. Bases 1 to 504 code for a protein of 167 amino acids. NCBI's taxonomy places the organism in Eukaryota, Oomycota, Peronosporomycetes, Peronosporales, Peronosporaceae. The record is from RefSeq and is a predicted model, not a curated record.
AUGGAGGUCGACGAGUGGGUGGACACCGGCGAGGACGACGACGCCGACGAGGAGGAAGAGGAAGAGGAGGAGAGCGCAGCGUCUUCUGCGAGGAACUCGUCCCUGUGCACCAACGACCAGCCCGUCCGGGAGGACGAGGCCAUGGAAGAAGCUCCCAUCCGGGAUCCUCUACGCGAGCGCACACCAAGUGUCACGGCUGCGGUGUCCAGCCUGCUGUCGUUCGAUGAGGUGAUCGACUUCAAGGCGUCUGGUGUCCUCUCGUCAACCUAUCCGGGAUCUCAAGAGGUUGUCAACAUCCUGCCUUCACGCCACAUUCUCCCGCCCAAGCGGCUUGGUGACGGCAACUCCUAUCUGGUCGGUGUUCCUGCACACCCACUGGCGUAUCAGUCGGAGCGCUACAUCCAGGAGGGGUAUGGUGACACGGAGGCGUUGACAAUCUUCGACGGCUUCUCCGCCCAGGCCCUCUAUGACCUGGGUAACCUGAACACUUCUUAUCCUCCUUAG